Molecule: messenger RNA, 8718 nt
Organism: Sciurus carolinensis (gray squirrel)
Lineage: Eukaryota; Metazoa; Chordata; Mammalia; Rodentia; Sciuridae
Gene: Otog
Product: otogelin
Exons: 56
Coding region: 1-8718 (2905 amino acids)
Biological process (GO): L-arabinose metabolic process
Cellular component (GO): extracellular matrix
Molecular function (GO): protein binding; alpha-L-arabinofuranosidase activity
Source: RefSeq, a predicted model, not a curated record
AUGGGAUUCCAGGCGCCUGUGCUCUGCCUGCUACUUGCUUGCAUCUGGCUGCUUCGGGGUGAGCCGGCUCUGGAGUCCCCGCAGGCGCAGCCUCGUGCUGCAGCAACCACACCUGGGGCAAGUGCAGAGCUGCAGCCUGCGCCAGCCAGCCACAGCUACCAGGAGGGGACCCUUACUACAGGGAAUGUCCUGAUGGUGAUGGGAGGCCAGGAAGUUGAAGCCCUGGACUCUUCGGCCAUGUCUUCCUGGGAAAGGCGGCUCCAUCGGGCCAAGUGUGCGCCAUCUUAUUUGUUCUCCUGCUUCAAUGGGGGUGAGUGUGUGCACCCAGCUUUCUGUGACUGUAGACGCUUCAAUGCCAGUGGACCACGCUGCCAGAUGGUGUACAAUGCCGGCCCUGAGCGGGACAGUAUCUGCCGGGCAUGGGGGCAGCACCAUGUGGAGACAUUUGAUGGCCUCUACUACUACCUCUCUGGGAAGGGCAGCUACACGCUGGUGGGGCACCAUGAACCUGAGGGGCAGAGCUUCUCCAUCCAGGUGCACAACGACCCACAGUGUGGCUCCGCCCCCUACACCUGCUCAAGGUCUGUCAGCCUCUUCCUUGCGGGUGAGCAGGAGAUCCAUCUGGACAAGGAAGUCACCCAUGGAGGCAUGAGGGUCCCACUGCCACAUGUGAUAGGGACCGUACAUCUGCAGCAGCUUGCUGGCUAUGUCAUUGUGCGGCACCAAUCAGCCUUCACCCUGGCCUGGGAUGGCACCUCGGCUGUCUAUAUCAAGAUGAGUCCAGAGUUCCUGGGCUGGACCCAGGGGCUGUGUGGAAACAACAAUGCUGACCCCCAGGAUGACCUCGUGACCAGCUAUGGAAAGCUGACAGAUGAUGUGGCUGAGUUUGUGCACAGUUGGCAGGAGUUGGUCCCCAACCACCCUCCAGGGCCCACAACCUCCUCCCUUCCUCGCCCACCAUGCCUGCAGCAAAGCCCUGGAACUAUGCAGGGUGUGUAUGAGCGGUGUGAGGCACUGCUGCGGCCUCCCUUUGAUGUCUGCCAUGCCUACGUCAGUCCUCUGCCCUUUGCGGCCAGCUGUACCAGUGAUCUCUGCCAAUCAGGAAGUGAUGAAGCCACCUGGUGCCGAGCGCUGGCUGAGUACGCUCGGGCGUGCGCACAGGCUGGGCGGCCCCUGCAGGGUUGGAGGACCCAGCUCUGGCAAUGCACCGUGCACUGCAAAGAGAAGGCCUUUACCUACAAUGAAUGCAUCACCUGCUGCCCUGCCUCCUGCCAGUCCCGGACAUCCUGUGUGGACAGCGAAAUUGCCUGUGUGGAUGGCUGCUACUGCCCUAAUGGGCUGAUCUUCGAGGAUGGGGGCUGUGUGGCACCAGCUGAGUGUCCCUGUGAGUUCCAUGGGACUCUGUACCCACCUGGCUCUGUGGUGAAGGAAGAUUGUAAUACCUGUACCUGCACUGCGGGCAAGUGGGUGUGCAGCACUGCUAUCUGUCCAGCUGAGUGCUCAGUGACUGGUGACAUCCACUUUACCACCUUUGAUGGCCGGCGGUACACUUUCCCUGCCACAUGUCAGUACAUCCUGGCCAAGAGCCGCUCCUCGGGCACCUUCACUGUGACAUUGCAGAACGCACCAUGUGGCCUGAACCAGGAUGGAGCCUGUGUCCAAUCAGUGUCCGUGAUUCUGCACCAGGACCCUCGGAGGCAGGUGACACUGACCCAGGCAGGAGAUGUCCUUCUGUUUGACCAGUACAAGAUCACCCCACCCUACACAGAUGACGCCUUUGAGAUCCGCAGGCUGUCCUCUGUGUUCCUGCGAGUGAGGACCAACGUGGGCGUGCGAGUGCUUUACGACCGGGAAGGGCUGCGGCUGUACCUGCGUGUGGACCAGCGAUGGGUGGAGGACACCGUGGGCCUCUGCGGCACCUUCAAUGGCAACACACAGGAUGACUUCCAGUCUCCUGUGGGUGUGCCUGAGAGCACCCCACAACUCUUUGGAAAUUCUUGGAAAACACUGUCUGCCUGCUCCCCGCUGGUUUCUGGCUCCCCACUGGACCCCUGUGAUGUGCAUCUGCAAGCCGCCUCCUAUGCAGUGCAGUCCUGCAGCGUGCUCAUGGGGGAGCUGUUUGCACCUUGUUCUGCAUACCUGAGCCCCGUGCCCUACUUCGAGCAAUGCCGCCGGGAUGCCUGCCGCUGUGGGCAGCCCUGCCUGUGUGCCACACUGGCCCACUAUGCCCAUCUGUGCCAGCGCCAUGGACUGACAGUCAACUUCCGUGCCCACCUGCCAGCCUGUGCAUUGUCCUGUGAGGCCACCAAGGAGUACAGCCCCUGUGUGACCCUGUGUGGGCAAACCUGUCAGGACCUGGCCAGCCCUGAAGCCUGUGCAGUUGAUGGUGGAAGUGACUUCAGCAGGGAUGAGUGUGUGGAGGGCUGCACCUGUCCACCAGACACCUAUCUAGAUGCCCAAGCUGACCUCUGUGUCCCCAGGAACCAGUGUUCCUGCCACUUUCAAGGCAUGGACUAUCCUCCUGGGAACAACGACAUCCCAUCCCUGGGUCACUGCCACUGCAAAGAUGGAGUCAUGAUCUGUGAUAGCAGAGCCCCAGCUGCAGCCUGCCCAGCAGGACAGGUCUUCGUGAACUGCAGUGACCUGCACACAGACUCCGAGCUGAGCAGAGAGAGGACGUGUGAGCAGCAGCUACUGAAUCUGAGCAUGCCAGCCCAUAGUCCCUGCCUGUCGGGGUGUGCCUGUCCCCACGGCCUGCUCAGACAUGGGGAUGCAUGUUUCCCACCAGAAGAAUGCCCGUGCACUUGGAAGGGGAAGGAGUAUUUCCCUGGGGACCAGGUGAUGUCACCCUGCCACACCUGUGUGUGCCAGCGAGGCUCAUUCCAGUGCACUCUGUACCCCUGUGCCUCCACCUGCACUGCCUAUGGAGAUCGGCAUUACCGCACAUUUGAUGGGCUCCCAUUUGACUUCGUGGGGGCCUGCAAAGUGCACCUGGUCAAGAGCACAUCAGAUUUCAGCUUCUCUGUGAUCAUAGAAAAUGUGAACUGCUAUAGCUCUGGCAUCAUCUGCAGGAAGUUUAUUUCCAUCAACGUUGGGAACUCACUCAUCAUCUUUGAUGACGACUCGGGAAAUCCUAGUCCUGAAAGCUUCCUGGAUGAGAAGCAGGAGGUCCACAUGUGGCGAGCAGGGUUCUUCACACUGGUACAUUUCCCACGGGAGCACAUCACCCUUCUGUGGGACCAGAGAACCACAGUGCACGUCCAGGCUGGGCCUCAGUGGCAGGGCCAGCUGGCAGGCCUCUGUGGGAACUUUGACCUAAAGACCAUCAAUGAGAUGAGGACCCCAGAGAACCUAGAGUUAACGAACCCCCAGGAGUUUGGCAGCAGUUGGGCUGCAGUUGAGUGCCCAGACACCCUUGACCCCCGGGACACGUGUGUCCUGAAUCCUCUCCGAGAACCUUUUGCCAAGAAGGAGUGUGGCAUCCUGCUCAGCGAGGUGUUUGAGACCUGCCACCCUGUGGUUGAUGUCACUUGGUUUUAUUCAAACUGCCUGACGGACACAUGUGGGUGCAGCCGGGGUGGUGACUGUGAGUGCUUCUGUGCCAGUGUGUCUGCCUAUGCCCACCAGUGCUGCCAGCAUGGCGUGGCUGUUGACUGGCGAACCCCCCGCCUCUGCCCAUAUGACUGUGACUUCUUUAACAAAGCACUAGGUAAGGGCCCCUACCAGCUGUCCAGUGUGGCGGCUGGCGGUGCCCUGGUAGCCACGAAGGCUGUGGGCAAUGACAUAGCCCUAGUGAGGGCAGAAGAUGUGGCGCCAGGGGACAUUGUGAGCUUCCUGCUGACAGCUGCUCUGUACAAGGCCAAGGCCCAUGACCCAGAUGUGGUAUCCCUGGAGGCAGCGGACAGACCCAACUUCUUCCUCCACAUCACAGCCAACGGGUCUGUGGAGCUGGCUAAGUGGCAAGGCAGUGAAACCUUCCACCACCACACCUCCUUCUUGCUGCACCAGGGGACGUGGCGGGUGGGCCUGGUGGCCCUGGAGUCUCUGGCAAAGCCAGGCUUCUUCCUCUCUGUGUCAGGCCUUGGGCUGGCCUUGCGGCUAUAUGAGCACACAGAGGCAUUCCGCUGGGGCACACUCUUCCACCUUUUGGAUGCCAAGUCAUUGGGGAAUGCCUACCCCACCUGUGAGUGGCACUACAAUGCCUGUGCCAGUCCCUGCUUCCAAACCUGCCGGGACCCACAGGCAACCAGCUGCCAGGAUGUGCCCAGGGUAGAAGGCUGUGUCCCUGUGUGCCCUGCUCCCAAGGUCCUGGAUGAAGUCACACAGAGAUGUGUCUACUUGGAGGACUGUAUAGAGCCAGCAAUUUGGGUUCCCACAGAGGCCCUUGGCAAUGAGACUCUGCCUCCCGGGCAAGUGCUACCCACUUCCAGUGACAAGCAGCCUCAACUUCUGCAGGAAACUACCAGGGCCCCUACCCACAGGCCAGUUCUCACUCCAGAAGCCCCCCUCACCAGGGCCCUGAACCCACCAAUGGCAGCCAGUAAAGGGACAAUGCUGUCCACAGGCCCCACCCAGUCCUCCCUACAGCAACCACUGGGGAUCACUGCAUCCAACCUCUCUGCCCACCCUACAGAGGCCCCUGCCAGCAAGGGAGUGACAGCCAGCCCCCUGGCCACCUCCCAACCCCUGGAAUCUGUACCCCUCCCCCUUUCGCUGCAGACACCCACACCUGGCAUGUUAUCAGGUGCUGUGGAGACAACCAGGGUGACUAUGACCUUCGCAGGGAGCUCCAACAUCACAGUCUCCUCCCGGUCACCCCCUGUACCUCGCUUCCCACUCAUGACCAAAGCUGUGACAGUCACAGGUCAUGGCUCCUUGCCUAUUAAGACGACACCCCUACAGCCUGCCUUGCCAGAAAGUCCCUCCUCCAGGCCCGUGGCUUCUUCUGGAGCGACCUCCAUAUCCCCUACCUCCUCUGGAUCCCGCAAGACUUUAUUGACACCCCCAGUAGCUAAGGUCACAAAUGAGACAGGGAUUCCUCAGCCCACUCAGACCCAGAACAUUUCAAGUUCCAGCAGCUCCCCAAUCAUGGCUAUCACAGCACCACAGCAGGCUCUGGUUAGUCACCUUGCCACAACAGGCAGGGAGGUAGUGCCAUCCACAGAGAAGGGUGCGCCUGGACAUGACCAGCCCAUAGAACUGCCAUCAUCCCCACAUCCAAGUCCAGUUCCCACUGCCCCGCCCCGCCCAGCCCGGCAUACCACCACAGCCACCAGGCCUGCAGCUCUGUCCCCAGGGCCCCUGGUAGCCACCAGCCUGUCCACAGUUGCUCACAGGUUAGGGGCCACAGCCUCUAGGUCUCUGGAGUCAACCCAACCAUCCCAGCUCCUCUCUGGUCUGCCUCCUGACACCAGCCUCCCCUUGGCCAAGGUGGGCACCUCUGCCUCAGUGGCCGCAUCGGGCUCCAAAGGCUCGGUCAUUACUCCUCCACUUCAGCACCAGGCCACGUCUCUGGCAAUAACCACGACACCCCCUGCUCUGACAUUCAGCCCAGCACUGCCUGUCACCCCAGCUGUAGAUACAACAAGCAUGGCUCCAAGCCUGCUUCUGGAAGCCAAACUGCCAACCUCUGGAGAUGUGGCCAUGGCUGCAGGGGUGGCCCCCACAGUAUCCAUUGCUCCACGAAAGAGCACCACACAGAAAAUGACCAUUUUCUCCAAGCAAGUGUCUCUGCCUACUUCUGUGUAUGGCUCUGCCCAAGGUGGGCCCACAGAGUUCACACCUGCUGUGGUUCGCACUCUUGCCACAUUGGUGACUGAGGCUGAGGGCCUCCGGGCUGGCACAGUGCCACCAAGGCCCACAUCCUACCCAUUGAGCCGUGUCUCAGCCAGGACAAGCUCCCGGGAGAGCUCACUGGUUCUGCUGCCUCAACUGACAGAGGCCCAUGGGAGCUCAGCAAGGCCCCAGCCACCAGCGGAGUCAGUGGGUGAGGCCACUACGGAGCCAUCUGGGCGCUCAGCCCCAGCCCAGAGCAUUGCACAGGGUCCAUCUGAGUCCAUGGCAAUCACCACUGAGGUCAACACAUCUGCCACCUGUGUUCCCAUUGCAGAGCAGGACUGUGUCCGCCACAUCUGCCUGGAAGGCCAGCUGAUCCGUGUGAACCAGUCCCAGCACUGUCCUCAGGGCACUGCACCCCCUCGCUGUGGGGUCCUCGGCCUUGCAGUGCGGGUGGGCGGGGACCACUGCUGCCCCCUCUGGGAGUGUGCCUGUCGAUGCUCAAUCUUCCCUGACCUGAGCUUUGUGACCUUCGAUGGGAGUCAUGUAGCCUUGUUCAAGGAGGCCAUCUACAUCCUCAGCCAGAGCCCAGAUGAAAUGAUCAGCGUCCAUGUCCUCGACUGCAAAAGUGCCAACCUGGGACAUCUGAACUGGCCCCCAUUCUGUUUGGUGAUACUAAAUGUGACUCACCUGGCCCAUCAGAUCACCAUUGACCGCUUCAACAGGAAGAUAACUGUGAACUCACAGAUUGUGCGGCCACCUGUGAGCAGAUAUGGGUUCCGAAUUGAGGAUACAGGCCACAUGUACCUGAUCCGGACUCCCUCAUACAUCCAGAUCCAGUGGCUCCACAGCUCAGGACUCAUGAUCCUGGAGGCCAGCAAAGUCAGCAAGGCCCAGGGCCAUGGCCUGUGUGGAAUCUGUGAUGGAGAUGCAGCCAAUGACCUCACCCUGAAGGAUGGCUCUGUGGUGGGCAGGGCUGAGGACCCUGCUCCCUUUCUGGAUAGCUGGCAGGUGCCCAGCUCCUUGACUUCAGAAGGCCAGACCCGGUUCCGCCCUGACAGCUGUGCCACCUCAGACUGCUCUCCCUGCCUUCGCAUGGUGUCCAACCGCACCUUCAGCGCCUGUCACCGCUUUGUUCCCCCAGAGUCAUUCUGUGAGCUGUGGAUUCGGGACACCAAGUAUGUGCAGCAACCCUGCGUGGCACUGACCGUAUACGUGGCUAUGUGCCAUAAGUUCCACGUGUGCAUUGAGUGGCGGCGCUCUGACUACUGCCCCUUCCUGUGCUCCAGUGACUCUACCUACCAAGCUUGUGUGGUCGCCUGUGAGUCCCCCAAGUCAUGCCAGGAUGGGAUGCUGGGUCCACUGGACCCUGAGCAGUGCCAGGUACUGGGUGAGGGCUGUGUCUGUUCCGAGGGCACCAUGCUGCACCGGCGCCACUCUGCACUCUGCAUCCCUGAGGACAAGUGCGCCUGUACUGACAGCAUGGGGGUGCCCCGGGCCCUGGGGGAGACCUGGAACAGCUCCCUCAGUGGCUGCUGCCAGCACCAGUGCCAAGCCCCAGACACCAUCGUCCCAGUGGACCUGGAAUGUCCUGGCCCCCGGCCUGAAAGCUGUCCACGCUUUGGGGAAGAGGCCCUGCUCCUGCCCACUGAGGACCCCUGCUGCCUGGGGACUGUCUGUGUGUGUAACCAGACUUUGUGUGAGGGACUGGCUCCCACCUGCCGUCCAGGCCACCGGCUUGUCACCCAUUUCCAGGAGGACUCCUGCUGCCCUAGCUACAGCUGUGAGUGUGACCCCGAUCUGUGUGAGGCAGAGCCAGUCCCCGAUUGCCGUCAGGAUCAGACCUUGAUGGCCGGCCACCUGGGGGACUCAUGCUGUACCUCCUACUUCUGCGCCUGUGGCGAUUGUCCAGAUCCCAUCCCUGAGUGUCAGGAGGGGGAAGCGCUCACUGUGCACAGGAACACCACGGAGCUCUGCUGCCCUCUGUAUGAGUGUGUGUGUGAGAGCUUCCGCUGCCCCCAAGUGCAAUGUGGCAUGGGCACUGCUCUGGUGGAGGUGUGGAGCCCAGACCGCUGCUGCCCCUACAAGUCCUGUGAGUGUGACUGUGACACAAUACCGGUGCCUCGUUGCCAUCUGUGGGAGAAGUCGCAGCUUGAUGAGGAGUUCAUGCACAGUGCGGAGAACGUGUGCGGCUGCGCCAAGUACGAGUGCGUGAAGGCCCCCGUGUGUCUGAGCCGUGAGCUGGGGGUGAUGCAGCCCGGCCAGACAGUGGUGGAGCUCUCGGCAGAUGGCGUGUGCCACACCUCCCGCUGCACGGACCUGAUCGAUCCCCUCACCAGCUUCUAUCAGAUCAACACCACUUCCGUGCUGUGUGAUGUCCACUGCGAGGCGAACCAGGAGUAUGAGCAUCCCCGAGACCUGGCCGCCUGCUGUGGCUCCUGCAGGAAUGUGUCCUGCCUCUUCACCUUCCCCAAUGGCACCACCUCCCUCUUCUUGCCAGGGGCAUCCUGGAUCGCAGACUGCACCCGUCACCACUGUGGCAGCACUCCCCUGGGUGCCGUGCUUGUCCGCUCGCCCAUCAGCUGCCCCCCGCUCAAUGAGACCGAGUGUGCCAAGGUUGGGGGCUCCGUGGUACCUUCCUUGGAAGGAUGCUGUAGGACAUGUAAGGAGGAUGGACGCUCCUGCAAGAAGGUGACCAUCCGCAUGACCAUCCGCAAGAAUGACUGCAGGAGCAACACCCCUGUCAACCUAGUGUCCUGCGAUGGGAGGUGCCCUUCUGCCAGCAUCUACAACCACAACAUCAAUACCUACGCUCGCUUCUGCAAGUGCUGCCGAGAGGUGGGGCUGCAGCGGCGCUCCGUGCAGCUCUUCUGUGCCGCCAACGCCACCUGGGUCCCCUACACAGUGCAGGAGCCCACUGACUGUGCCUGCCAGUGGUCCUGA